Nicotiana tabacum (common tobacco) is the source of this 949-nucleotide messenger RNA. NCBI's taxonomy places the organism in Eukaryota, Viridiplantae, Streptophyta, Magnoliopsida, Solanales, Solanaceae. The record is from RefSeq and is a predicted model, not a curated record.
AUGGUUAAUGCUGGUAUAAAGCCGACUGCAACUUAUUCUUACUUGGCAGAAGAAGCUGGAGGGGUUGAUGUUUUAGGUUAUUCAAAGAAGGAUUGUUUUAAUUUUAUACAUCAGUUGAUAAAAUCUAAGGUGGAAGCUGGGGAUGCUCAAAGUGUUGUUAAUGAAUUUAAUAACAGACAAGCAAAUGAGACACUCUUUUAUUGGGAUGUUCAACUUGAUUUGGAAGGACGUAUAGCUAAUUUCUUUUGGAGAGAUGGUCGAUCUAGAAUUGACUAUGAGAUAUUUGGGGAUGUUGUGUCUUUUGAUACCACAUAUCGAACAAAUAAGUAUCGUAUGAUUUGUGCACCAUUUAUUGGAAUAAAUCAUCACUGGCAGAAUAUAAUUUUUGGUUGUGCAUUUUUAUCUGAUGAGUCUGCAGAAUCUUUCAAAUGGUUGUUCUCUACAUUUUUAAAGUCAAUGGGAGGUAUUGCCCCGAAAACUAUUAUAACUGAUCAAGUUCAAGCAAUGGCAAUUGCCAUUAGAGAAGUGAUGUCUGGCACUAGACAUAGAUUAUGUCAAUGGCAUAUAUCUCAGAAUGCUCCAUCUCAUUUGGGCUCACUUAAGAAUGAUAAAGGUUUUUCUAAACUUUUUAACAAGUGUAUGUCCGAAUGUGAUUCUAUUACUGAAUUUGAUAAAACAUGGGAGAUGAUGCUUACAAUGCACAAUGUAGAAGAACACAAGUGGUUGAAGAAUCUUUAUAAUAUUCGACACAUGUGGUCUACAGCUUUUAAUAAUGAUGUGUUUAGUGCUGGAUUGAAAGCCACAUCUCGAAGUGAAUCUACUAAUCAUGUACUAAAUGGGUUUGGAGAUUUGAGCACUUAUUUGCAUAUAUUUGUGACUAAUUAUGAAAAAAAUGUAGUAAAUAAGUGGUGUUUGAGUGAAGAACACGAGGACUUCAAAUGUAAACAGG